AUGCCGAGAGGGAUGUUAGUCGCCGCUUAUUUCAGCGCCACCCUGCUCGAAUAUAUAGUUGGAGACUGGGAGGAGGUUGGAAACCAUCCCUCCCUCUAUCUCCCGAUGUCGUACCUCGACUCUGUUGACCGUCAGCGGCCAACAACUGCCAACUCUGACCCAGCAACUGCAGUUCCCUCUCGUACCCCUUCCGAGAACAUCGAGCUGUCCGAUGUAGAAAAGAAACACCAUGGCGAGCAUCAGGACGGUGUUAAUGUCAAGGAGGCCGAGGCCCAAUUCAACGCACUUGCCCGGCGCCUAACACGCCAGAGCACCAAGCACCAGGAAGCAUUUGGUGGUGAUGUAGAAAAACAAGAGACUUUCGACUUGCUCGAGUACUUGCGUUCUACCUCUGGGAAGCAAGACGAAGCCGGAUUUUCCAAAAAGCAUGUGGGUGUUACUUUCGAGAACUUGAGAGUAACGGGAGUUGGAGGAGUCAAAAUCUACGUUCGCACAUUCCCAGAUGCGGUCAAGGAGUUCUUUUUGUCUCCCUAUUACAUCGCAAAGAGCCUGGUUGGUGGACCCGGAGGUGCUCCCAAGACGAUUUUGCACUCUUUCAAUGGUGCAGUGCGCCCUGGAGAGAUGGUCUUGGUCUUGGGCCGUCCGGGUUCUGGGUGUUCGUCCUUCCUCAAGACUAUCGCAAAUCAACGCGGUAGUUUCCUGAGCGUCGAUGGUGAUGUCCAGUACGCCGGCAUCGGUGCCGCAGAGUUUGAGAAACGUUAUGCUGGACAAGCGGCUUACAAUAUGGAAGAUGAUAUUCAUUACCCCAUCCUGUCGGUUGCUCAGACAUUGCAGUUUGCCCUCAAGCUCAAGUCUCCCGGGCGUCUUCUUCCCGAACAAACUCGCGCUCAGCUCAACGACGAGGUUCUUGACACUCUUCUAGCCAUGCUCAAUAUUACCCACACCCGCAAUACCGUGGUUGGAAAUGAAUUCAUCCGUGGUGUGUCUGGAGGAGAGCGAAAGCGUGUCUCCAUUGCCGAGAUGAUGGCGAGUCGUGCUUGCGUUUGCUCUUGGGACAAUUCUACUCGCGGUCUCGACGCCUCCACUGCUCUCGACUAUGCCAAGUCUCUUCGCAUCAUGACCGACAUCUUCAAGCUCACCACCUUCGUCUCCCUCUACCAAGCCGGCGAGGGCAUCUACGACCAGUUCGACAAGGUGCUGCUCAUCGACGAAGGUCGUCAGGUGUACUUUGGACCUGCCAAGGAAGCACGGGACUAUAUGCUGUCGCUUGGGUUCCGCAACUUGCCUCGUCAGACGACUGCGGACUACCUUACCGGCUGCACUGACCCGAACGAGCGUGCGUUCGCCGAGGGCCGCUCUGAGGCCGACGUUCCCUCUACUCCAGAUCAACUCGCUCAAGCUUUCCAGCAAAGCAAGUACUGGUCUCGCAUGGUCGAGGAGCGCCAAGCUAUGAAGGCCGAGUGGCAGCAAGAGGCAAACGAUCCUGCUGGUGCACAAGCCCAGUUCCUCCGAGCCAACAAAGAGGAGAAGCGCAAGCAUGUCUCUCGCAAGGAUCCGCACACUGUCAGCUUCGUUAGCAUGGUGAAGACUUUGGUUUGGCGGCAAUGGCUUAUGCAGAUUCAAGACACUUUCUCUAUAUUUACUAGUUUCGCAACGGCUAUUAUUAUUGCAAUCGUGGCCGGUAGUUUGUAUCUCAAUCUCCCUCUUACCGCUGCCGGUGGUUUCACCCGUGGUGGUGUGGUUUUCAUGGCUCUCUUGUUCAACGCUCUCAAUGCAUUCAGUGAACUCCCGGCAAUGAUGCAAGGUCGCCCGAUUUUGUACAAACAGCUCUCGUAUCGGUUCUAUCGCGGUAGUGCACUCUCGGUCGCACAAACAAUCACGGAUAUUCCUCUCACUUCUAUUCGGAUCCUGCUGUUCUGUAUCAUCAUCUACUUCAUGACUGGUCUUGAGCGGAGUGCUGGGGCGUUCUUCACGUUCUAUCUGUUCACCUACACUACGUUCUUGGCGAUGACUGCGUUCUUCCGUUUGAUUGGUAUUAUUUGCACUGGAUAUGAUGUCGCUGCUCGUUUAGCUGCGGUACUCAUCACCCUUAUGGUUAUCUAUGCCGGUUAUAUGAUCCCCGUUUACUCUAUGAAGCGAUGGCUCUUCUGGAUUUGGUAUAUGAACCCCUUGAACUAUGGUUUCGCCUCUAUGAUGGAGAACGAGUUCUAUCGCAUCGAUCUCCAGUGUGUUGGCAACUACAUUAUUCCCCGCAAUGUGGGCGGUAUCACCAAGUACCCCUCCGAGCUCGGUCCCAACCAGGCCUGUACGCUUUUGGGAGCGAGCCCUGGUAACCCCCUUGUAUCCGGUGACGCAUACAUGGCUGCCAGCUUCGAGUACGCCAAGAAGGACAUCUGGCGCAACUUUGGUAUCCUCGUAUUGUUCUUCGUCGCCUUUGUUGCUUUGCAGAUUGUGGCUAUGGAGAAGUUCCAACAUGGUGCUCACGCUCGCGCAAUCACUAUCUAUGCCAAGGAGAAGAAGGAGAAUAAGGAACUCAACGAUCGCCUCAAGCAGCGCAAGGCCGCCGGUCGCAAGGGUCAGGAUGAGGACACCGUCAGUGGUGCUUUGACCAAGUCCACCAAGGCAUUCACCUGGGAGAACCUCGACUACACCGUCCCCGUUCCCGGCGGCACUCGCCAGCUCCUCAACAAGGUCUUCGGCUACGUCAAGCCCGGUACUCUCACCGCUCUCAUGGGUUCUUCGGGAGCCGGCAAGACUACUCUGCUCGACGUCCUGGCCGGUCGCAAGACCAUCGGUGUCAUCCACGGUGACGUCCUCAUCGGCGGUGAGCGCACUGGUGUCGCCUUCCAGCGUGGUACCGCAUACUGCGAGCAGCUCGACGUCCACGAGUCCACUGCCACCGUCCGCGAGGCUCUCCGCUUCUCUGCAUAUCUCCGCCAGCCAUAUGAGGUCUCAAAGGAAGAAAAGGACGCAUACGUCGAGGAGGUCAUUGCUCUGCUCGAGAUGGAGGACAUUGCCGAUGCCAUGAUCGGCCAGCCUGGUGUCGGACUCGGUGUCGAAGCUCGCAAGCGUGUGACGAUCGGUGUGGAGCUGGCAGCCAAGCCUCAGCUACUGCUGUUCCUGGACGAGCCGACUUCGGGCCUUGACGGGCAGUCUGCGUACAACAUUGUUCGGUUCCUGAAGAAGCUAGCCGCAGGGGGACAGGCAAUCCUCUGCACGAUCCAUCAGCCGAACGCACUUUUGUUCGAGCAGUUCGACAACCUGCUUCUGCUGCAGCGUGGGGGUGAAUGCGUGUACUUUGGACCUAUCGGCAAGGACAGCCAGCAUUUGGUCAAAUACCUCGCCGACCGCGGAGCCGACUGCCCUCCCGAUGCCAACCCGGCCGAAUACGUCUUGGAGGCCAUUGGUGCUGGGUCUCGUGAACGAGUUGGACCCACUGAUUGGGCUGAACUAUGGCGCCAGAGCUCUAACUUCCAGGAGGUCAAGCGCGAGAUCCAACACAUCAAGGAGGAAGCAGCCAAGCACCCGCCGGAAGUUGAUCCCAAGGCCAAUGACGAAUAUGCUACCCCAUUCAUCCAUCAGCUCAAGAUCGUCUCGGAACGUACCCUCACUGCCUUCUGGCGUCAACCCGACUAUGGCUUCACUCGUCUGUUUUCGCACGGGGCCAUUGCUCUCCUUACCUCCUUGACCUUCUUGCAACUCGGCAACUCCACUCAAGAUUUGCAGUACCGUGUGUUCGGAAUCUUCAUGGCCAGUGUCAUGCCCGCGAUUAUCAUCUCCCAAGUCGAGCCUAUGUUCAUUAUUGCACGAAUGAUUUUCAUCCGCGAAUCGUCUUCUCGCAUGUACUCCCAGUUUGUAUUUGCUCUCGGUCAACUGAUGGCUGAAAUGCCCUACUCUGUUCUAUGCGCUGUUGUCUACUUCUUGUUGUUCUACUACCCGGCCGGCUUCAACACCGCAUCGGAUCGUGCAGGCUACCAUUUCUUCAUGAUUCUGAUCACUGAGAUUUUCUCAGUUACCCUUGGUCAGAUGUUGGCUGCCUUGACCCCUAGCGUUUACAUCGCUUCUCUUCUCAAUCCGUUCAUCCUAGUUACAUUCUCCCUCUUCUGUGGUGUCACCAUUCCUAAGGCCUCGAUGCCCAAGUUCUGGCGUGCUUGGUUGUACCAUCUCGAUCCUUUCACACGCAUGAUUUCCGGAUUGGUCUCUACCGAAUUGCACGGCCUUCCGAUAACUUGCAGCCCGAUCGAGUUCUCCAUCUUCCAGCCUCCUUCUGGCCAGACCUGCAUGCAAUGGGCCGGUGACUUUGUGAACGCUACUGUCGGAUACUUGGACAAUCCGGAAGCUAGUUCUGACUGCCGAUACUGCCCUUACUCCGUCGGUGAUGACUUCUACGUCGGUCUCGAUAUCUCAUUCGACACUCGCUGGCGCGAUCUCGGUAUCAUGAUCGCAUUCACCGUCUUCAACGUUAUUAUUACCCUGGUCGCCUCUAGGCUCUUCAAGUUUGCGAAGCGGUAA
Molecule: messenger RNA, 4512 nt
Organism: Rhizoctonia solani
Lineage: Eukaryota; Fungi; Basidiomycota; Agaricomycetes; Cantharellales; Ceratobasidiaceae
Product: ABC transporter G family member 21
Exons: 13
Coding region: 1-4512 (1503 amino acids)
Biological process (GO): transmembrane transport
Cellular component (GO): membrane
Molecular function (GO): ATP binding; ABC-type transporter activity; ATP hydrolysis activity
Source: RefSeq, a predicted model, not a curated record